Molecule: messenger RNA, 1679 nt
Organism: Seminavis robusta
Lineage: Eukaryota; Bacillariophyta; Bacillariophyceae; Naviculales; Naviculaceae
Source: the annotation of a GenBank genome assembly
CACGAUCAUGGACAUGUAGGGGCAUUAUACUAACUGAUACUGGUACAAGACAACAGCCGAAAUGUUUUAGAUGGUCCUGGAUCUUGUUUCACAUUAUUUACCAGUCGGUGUGUUGGUGGAGCAGCCGGCCUUCAGUUUUGACAAUGGCAGAUACAACAGGGCAAGGAGGUCGAGGACAAGCAGUUUUGAAAGAUUCGAUUGAUUCGAAGCCUUCUCUAAUAUACCGUAGACCAUGAGUCAACAGCGGCGAAGGGUAUCCCUGAUUAGCCAAGGACCGGAAGGCAGAGCCAGGGCCAACAUAACCGCCUCGCAAUGGGGUAUUUCCAAGCCACAAUUCAAAGAAUUUGUCAAUGAGGUUUUCUUCUACCAGAGGAAGGGCUUAUUUGAAAACGUCCCUCUACCGCAUUCAUCGGGUCGUGCCAGACAAUGCUCAUACUACAGGUACAGCUCUGAAAAAUUCAACGAUCCCAAGAUUGGACCCACCAUAUACCAUGUAACUCAGCAAUUCAUCAGACCACGCACCAAGGGAACCUUCUUGGGGCGCUUUCUCCGGAGAAGAUCCAUAGGACAUGAUGGGGAUGGUCUGGAUGCAACAGAAGCACCUCCCAAUUCAAGCUGGGCUCUCAUGAAGAACCCAUCAGGGCUUGAUUGUGAUCUCUUCGUCUGUCAUUCUUGGUCUGCAGGUAUCUUCGAAUUUGCCAACCAUCUACUCAAAGCAUGGCCGGAUGAUUGCCAUGCAGCCUACAUUUGCUUCCUGUCCAAUCCACAAAACCUAGAUGCAAAGUGUUGUUAUCUUGGCUGUGUUGCCAGCAAUCUGCAGAGUAAUGCCUUUUACAAGGUGCUCAGUAGCGAGAGUAUGAAGCAAAUGAUCGUGAUUACAUCACUAGAUGCUCCCAUCUACCAAAGGGCUUGGUGUUGUUUUGAGGUUUAUUUGGCCAUGAAACAAGGUCUUCUCAUCACCAUGGGAGGUGACUUAUCCACAUUGCGGCAGUUAGUUAGAGAAUACGUCAAUGCCAACAACAGAACAAUUCACCCUUCGCAGCCCAAGCUCAUGCCGGCAGACCAGGUGACAUACCAGAAGCACAAGGCGAUUGUUCAGACCAUGACCGACCUUGUGGCUCUGGUGGUUGUCUUGUAUGCUGCCAUUUCGGCUUGCCUACUCGUGCCAGUCAUCAUCUUGGAAGAUAAUUUGCCAAGAGCUGUUGUGGCACCAUUCAGGGCAAUAUCCGAUGCUUUCUGUGGUCUUGUCGUUUCCAUGUUGUUUCCGCUGAUCUAUGUGACCCAGCUCGUUUGGUCGGUGGUAUCAUGGCCCAGGAUAUUCUUGGAUGGUUCUCUGCGUUACAUCGAGCAGGAAGUACCGAUAGAAUCUGAUAAAGAGAAGCGUUUUCCGUGGGAUGUGCGAAGGGCCGAGGCCAGCGUUCAACUGGAUCGAAUGACAAUUCUCAGGGCGAUUGGAGACGACGCUGAACUGGUCAAUGAAAUGCUUGCAGACCUUGUCUUGAACAAGACGAUGGAUUACAGAAGCCCCUUCCUGGGACGAGAGAUAUCAUUUGUUGCUCACUGAGGGAUGUCGCGGUUUGCAAAGUAGCUUCUGCAUGUAAAACGCGACGGCAGCAACCAACACCGUGCUUGUACUGCUGAUCGGCAUCAAAAACCAGCUAGUUUGCAUCCUUACAAAA